AGAGGGCCGUGACCGGCCAGUCUGUCUCUCUGCCUCCUCCGGCAGCCCUGCAAGCAGAGGUUCCACCAUGAUUCCCGCAGAUAGAGAAGCUCUGAGAGGGAAGGGACUUUCUCAGGAGGCCCAGCUCAGAAGGGUCUGGGGGCAGGAGGGAACCUUGACCGUUAGUCCCCAAGCUGGGGCCUGUGGGGGGACGGGAAGCCCACACAGCGGCAGAUGGGAAGGAAAACAGAGGGCUGCUGAUCUGACCCAGGAGCCACCAUCGUAAACCGAGGGUGCAGCACAGACGGAGCACCCAGGCCUGUUCCGAAAAUGCCCAGCGAAGGAAACUGGCCUCUUGCCACCAGCARAGGAUCUGACCCUUAGUUGUCUACCUUCCCCACUCACYAUGAGGUCUCCAAGGACACAGGAAAAAUCACUGAUAUACACCUGGCCACCAGCCCAGAGGAGGAGGCACCAACACAGGUUGACAGGAAAGAGUUUGAUUGGGACCAAGGAAGAUCUUCCUAAAAACGACAAACGAGAUAAAACAGACUGGGACAUCCCGGGAAAUUUUUAAUUCAGCAGGCCAGCAAAUGGCCCCAGUAUGCCUUGAGACAAAGUCUCACUACAUUGCUAAGCAGAUUGCUAAUUUGCUGAGCCUGGCUUGGAAUUUGUGAUCCUCCUGCCCCAGCCUCCAGGAAUAGAAGACUGAAAGAAAUGACCUCCAGCUGUCCCGCUCAUGACGAGGGACUCUGAUUUGUCAUGAGUGUUCUGGGCCAGCUACACAGCCUCUAUCAGUUAGCCAAAGCCGUCAAGUUCAGCACCGCCCCAGUCAUAGGAUCAGUUGUCGUUGAGAUGGGGACCAGCCAGUCGGUGUGCUUCCCACCUGUCUCAGGACCCCACCUUGUAGGCUGUGGGGAUGUGAUGGAGGGUCAGAGUCUCCAGGGGAGCUUCUUUCGACUCUUCUACCCCUGCCAAGAGUCAGAGGAAACUGUGGAGCAGCCCCUGUGGAUCCCCCGCCCUGAGUACUGCGCUGGCCUGGCCGAUUACCUGAGGUUGAAUAAGCGCUGGGUGGGGUUGCUGUUCAACCUGGCUAUGGGAUCUUGCCGCCUGCCUGUUAGCUGGAACGGCCCCUUUAAGACGAAGGACUCUGGAUACCCCUUGAUCAUAUUUUCCCAUGGCCUUGGAGCCUUCAGGACGUUGUAUUCAGCCUUCUGUAUGGAGCUGGCCUCCCGUGGCUUUGUGGUUGCUGUGCCAGAGCACAGAGACCAGUCAGCUUCGGCUACCUAUUUCUGCAAGCAGGUCCCAGAGGAGAAUCAGCCCACCAAUGAGUCACUAGAGGAGGAAUGGAUCCCCUACCUUCAAAUUGAGGAAGGGGAGAAGGAAUUCCAUGUUCGGAAUCCCCAGGUGCAUCAGCGUGUAGGAGAGUGUGUGCGGGUAUUGAGGAUCAUGCAGGAAGUCACUGCUGGGAGGACUGUCCUCAACAUCUUGCCUGGAGGGUUGGAUCUGAUGACCUUGAAGGGCAGCAUUGACUUGAGCCGCGUGGCUGUGAUGGGACAUUCAUUUGGAGGGGCCACAGCUGUUCUGGCUUUGGCCAAGGAAGCCCAGUUUCGAUGUGCUGUGGCCUUGGAUGCUUGGAUGUUUCCGCUGGAGCGUGACUUUUACCCCAAGGCCCGGGGACCUGUGUUCUUUAUCAAUGCUGAGAAAUUCCAGACAGUGGAGAGCGUCAACUUGAUGAAGAAGGUUUGCACCCAGCACAAGCAGUCCAGGAUCAUAACUGUCCUUGGUUCUGUUCAUCGGAGUCAAACGGAUUUUGCUUUUGUGACGGGCAACUUGCUUGUGAAAUUCUUAUCCACCCAAAUCCGUGGGAGCCUGGACCCCUAUCAAGGUCAGGAGAUUAUGGUGCGGGCCAUGCUGGCCUUCCUGCAGAGGCAUCUUGACCUGAAAGAGAACUAUGAUCAAUGGAACGACCUCAUCGAAGGCAUUGGACCGUGCCUCAUCCCGGGGGCUCCACACCAUCUGUCCAGUCUGUAGGCUCAACUGGCCAUUUGAAAAAGGUCACUCGAGCUGAGCUUCCGGGGCCACCCAUAGCCUGUUGGGAGGGGUCCACAGGACUCUCUUUCACUGACUGAGAGGAUUAAUCACCCUGCUGAUUGGAUAGCUGGGUUCUUUGAUCUUGGACUUGUUGAUCUUAAACUCACAUUGUGACAGGGAUCAUCAACUGAUGGACAAAGUGAUUCUGUGGGACCCUGAUGGUGUGGGGAACAAGCAGUGGGGGGGUGGGGGGAGCCAGGGGAGAGCCGGGAGGUGAAGACUCAGCCCCCCACCCAGCCUCCUGCCUCACCUUGGGCCAGUGCUGCUUCCUCUGUGGCAACGGUGAUGCCAGAACACAGAGGGAGACCUUCAGGGCUUCUGCCCUGCCUGGCACUGCCUCUCCCGCCUCUCCACCUUCUCCCUCCCCAGGGCCACUUGGUGACACAGGCACUGUAGGUAAUUUUCAAGGAUACGGGCCAUCACCAGAUUUGCCAUUUAUUUUCAGCUUUUCUCAUUGCGUGAAGCCUAGUUCUGGGCCUCAGUUAUACCUCCAGCCCACAGGAGGCGGGUGGUAUUGUUCUGACAGGGAGAGUCUCUACAGCACAAAGGGGUGCCUCAGAGUUCUGGGUGUUUGAGGGUUUUGCCAGGAAGCAAAUGAGCAAGCUGGUUUGGGCAGAGAGGAGAGUAGUGCUGUCACCGUUAGCACAGGACUUGCCACAGAGCGAGGUAGUUUGGUCAGCUCAGACUCCAAGGCCACUCCUAGGGAAGUCUAGAAUCAGCUCGGUUUUGCCUGUUACCUCAGAUAACUUGAACCGCCAACCUGCUCAGAAACAGGGCGCUUUAGUGGUCUUUCUUCUUUGCCUCAGGGUCUGAGGCAAAAAAAAAAAAAAAAGAAAAAAGAUGAAAUUUCUUUUCUGUUCCAUUUAUAAUUUGAAUGAUAUCGAUACUCACGUUUGCCUAAUGAUAGAUUGGGAAUAUUCUCUCUCUUUAAUCUGCAUUAGAUCAAGAGGGGGAGCCAUCUGGAAGUGACUCUUCCUUCUGUCUUUCUUUGUUCACUAACCACGUGGGCCCUGUGUWCAAAUCUUUGUAAGGAAAGGAAGACUCCAAGGCAUCUAGUUCAUCAGCCUGAAACUCCACCUCCACCUUCAAGGCUUCUAACCUCAGUCCUGGGAGGGGACCCGGAA
Messenger RNA from Urocitellus parryii (Arctic ground squirrel), 3197 nucleotides. Lineage: Eukaryota; Metazoa; Chordata; Mammalia; Rodentia; Sciuridae. The record is from RefSeq and is a predicted model, not a curated record.